AUGCUUGAAGAGAGUUUAUCAUCGGAUGAUUUAUGGUUAAAAAUAAUAAAUGAAGGUGUUGAAGAUCGUGUCGAAGUCAAUCAACGAAUGUUAAUUGAUAAAAUGUUAGCAAGAUAUUCAUCAGAUUUUGUUGUUUAUCGUGAAUUAAUUCAAAACUCUGAUGAUGCAAAUGCAACUUUAUUUAUUCUUCAAAUAAAAUGUGAUCUUUCAAAUAAUAAUGACGAUCCGGAAGAUUUUCAUAAUUGUUUAAUAAGUGAAAUUCGUGGAAUUAAUAAUGGAAAUAUUUUUAAUGAAGAUGAUUGGAAACGAGUUAUAACAAUAGCUGAAGGAAAUACAAAUAUCGAUGUUGUUGGACAAUUUGGUGUUGGUUUUUUUUCAGUUUUUUCUUAUUCAGAAAAACCAAUGAUUCAAUCAGGUAAACAUUGUUUAGCAUUUGUUUGGCAAAAUGGUAAAUCAUUAACAACAUUUCGAAAAGAAUUAUCUAAAGACGAACAAACUUCAUUAUCAACUUCAGUUAUUCUUCCAAUGAAAACAAAAUAUAUUCUUCAAACAAAAUCAACUAAUGAUAAAAUAAAACCUUCAUUAAAUUUAAUACAAUUAAAAUCUUAUUUAACUAAAGUUCUUUCAUUUACAAAACAUAUUAAUGAAAUUAUUGUUGAAAUUAAUCAUAAAAAUAUUUUUCAAGUAAAUAAAAGAAAAAAAUCUUUCUCAUCAAUGAAAUUAUCAAAUAAAUCACAAGAAUUUUUUCAUUUAAAAUCAUUUACUCAAACUGAACAAAUUUUUAAUAUUAUUAAUGGUUCAUCAAUUACUUUAAAUCAUAUUGAUGUCGAAUCAGAAGUUCAUAUUAAUGAAGAUUUUCAUAAACAAAUUGAAAAUGUUUUAAAAAAACGUUUACCUUCAAUUAUUCAUAUUGAAAUUUUAUUUCCAUCAGAUCAAAUUUUCGAAAAAGAACAAUGGAAUAAUUUAACAAAUGAUGAAAUCUUAAAAGAUUUAAUUCCAUUAAAAUAUUUUCAAGAAAAAUUCUCUCCAUCUGGUCAAAUCUUUAUUGGUUUAGGAACACAUCAAACAACAGGUAUUGGAAUGCAUAUUUAUAGUCAUUUAAUUCCAACAAUUGAACGUGAAAAUCUUGAUUUACAAGAUCCAUAUAUAUCAAUAUGGAAUGAACAACUUCUCAAAUCAAUUGGAAAUAUUAUUCGUUUUAUUUAUGAUCAAACUAUAAUUAAUAUUGUCAAUAAUCAUUCACAAUAUCUUAAUACAAUUCUUUCAUUUUAUUCAUUUCAAACAACAGUACCAAAUAAAGCAAUUGGUGAAUUUCUUCUUGAUGGAUUUUUAUCAUCUGAUAAAGAUAUAUUUGUACCAAUACAACGAUCUUCAUCUGAUAAUCAAUUAUCAUUGAUUCCAUCUCGACAUGCAUAUUUAAGUAAUUCAAAAUAUCUUGAAAAAUUUCUUUCAAUUCCACUUAUUCCAUUUGAUAUUGGACAAAAUGAAUUUAUUCAAAUAUUAAAACAUAAUAAACAAAUUCAAGAAUUAACGAAUGAAAUAAUUCGAGAAAAAAUUCGUGAAUCAAUUUUUCUUUAUGAUGAAUUAGUUAAUUUACUUCAUUGGUUAUGUACAAAUAUAUUUGAAGAUAAAUCCUAUAUAAAAACAAUUCUAUCCGAAAUUUAUUAUCGUGGAACAUGUCAAUCAACAAUAAUUGAAUUAGAAAAUAUUGAAUUUUAUAAUAUAUUAAAUCUUCCAUUAAUUCUUCCUCUUCCAUCGAAUGUUUUACCAUCAAAUAUUGUCAAUAAUAUUUCUCAAGAAGAUUUAGAAAAAAAAUUAUUCUUAACAAAACUUCCAAUAAGAAAUUUAAUUCAAUUUUAUCUUCUUCCUACUCAACAUUAUUUAUUUGAAAAUGAAUUAACAUCAAAUAUUCUUCUUCAUUUAUUUUCACAAUAUUGGAAUCAAUUUAAUACGAAUAAUUUAAAUAAUAUAAAAAUAAUUCUUUCAAAAUUAAAAUGUAUUUCUACAAAUCAAGGAAUGAAAUUACCUCAACAAUCUUAUAUUUCUUCAGCAAAUUUAUCGAAAGAUUUACCUCAGAUUACAUUUGACAUAUCUUCAGAAUAUUCUCUAUCGAUUGAAUUUCUUAAAUCAAUUGGAUGUCGCACAAUUGAUUUUUCAAUAACAACAAUAGCGAAUCAUUUAUAUUCUACUGAUAAUAAUCAAACACUACAAGAUCUUAUUCAAAAUCUAUUAAAACAACGAGAUAAUAUGAGUGAUACUGAUGUAAAUGCUUUAGGAAAUACACCUUGUUUUGCAGGAAUCAAUGGUGAAACUAAACGAAAUUAUAAAGCUAAUGAACUUCAUUUUCCAUCUGUUGCAAAAGAACUUCAAUGGAAAGAUUUAUCAAUUAUUGAUUGGAUUGAUAUUAAUCCAUUUUCACAAGAAUAUAUUUUUCUAAAAGAACUUGGUGUCAAAGAAGCACCCGAUUUACAAGAUUUAUUUUUACAUAUUACACAAGAACAUAAUCAAAGUUCAAAAAUAAAAUCCGAAUAUCAAUUACCACCAUCAUUAAUUUAUUUUACUGAAAAUUUUCGAAAAUAUUAUUUAAAAAUUUGGGAAAAUAAUAAAAUUAUUCAAAUCCCAUUUCUUCCUUCAUCUUCUCCUCCUCAUAUAAAUCAAUCAACAGAAGUUAUCUUAACAAUUCCUCAAUUAGUUUUCAAAGAAACAAGUCCAUUAUUUCCAUCAUUAUUACCUGAUGUUAUUCGAUGUUUUUCACAGUGUUUUGAUAUUAGUUUACUUGGAAUAAAAUCUCGUCCAGAUUUACAAAUCGCCUUUGAUAUUUUAAUAGAUAAACAAUAUGAAAUCUUAACAGUUGAAUCAGCAUCAUUAUAUUUUUCGUAUUUAAAUAAAUUAGAUGGUCUUAAUAAAACAUUUAUUGAAAAUAUUUCAAAAAAAUCAUUUAUUCCUUAUUCCUCUUCUUCUUCUUAUUCAAAACCAUCUCAAAUAUUUAUUCGUUCCGAAACAUUAUCUUCUCCUGAUGACAUCGUAUCAUCUGGUCUUAUUGAUUAUAUCGAUUAUGGUCCUGAAGCAAAUAAAUUCUUAUUUAGUAUUGGAGUUGUUUCUUCUCCAUCUGCAGAAAUUUUAGCUGAAUUACUUAUCGAGCGACAAUCAUCAUAUUUUUCUCAAACAAAAGAAAAUACUGAUGAAAUAAUUAAAGAUAAAUUACGUUUUUACACAAAAUGUUUAAAACAAUUAGCAUCAAUGUCGAAUAUAAGAGAAAAAUUUCAACAUGAACCAUUAAAAAGUGAUUUAAUGAAUAAACCAUGGUGUUUAGCUUAUCGAAUAAUUGAAAAUAAUGAAACUAUUUUUGAAAUAGUAAAACCAACUGAUGUUUAUCUUAAUGAUGAUCAUCAAUCAGUAAUUGAUCUUCAACCAUUAUGUGCACCCGAUGAAUUAGAUAUAAUUAAAUUAUAUGAAAUAUUUGGAGCACAAUGGUUAUCGGAAACUGUAAAAAGAACUUUAAUUCAUACUGGUCAAAUAUUUACGACAGAACGAAGUAAACAACUUUCGGAAUUGAUUGAUUAUCGUUUGGAUAUGUUAUUUGUAAAUAAAAGAGGAGAAUAUUUAGAAAAUAUUGAUGAAAAACGUUUAGAUUUAUUACGAAAAAAUUUAUCUAUUUAUGAAAGUGAAGGAAUUGAAUGUGAAAUAACAUUUCAAGAUCGAACAAUUAAAUUAGAUAAAUCAACAAAUUGUAGUUCAUGUGUUCUUGAAUAUGAUAAAAAUCAAGUGAAUUUAUAUAUUCAUAAAGAUCUUCCAACAUUUGAUUAUAUUGAUAUUGCCAGUGAAUUAACUCGAUUUGUUCAUCGAAAACCACUUGAAACAUUAGUUCAUUCAAUUAGUGAUAAACUUUCAUCACCAUUAGAAACACUUAAACGACGUGGAAUACCUGUUGAUAGAUUAUUAAAGAAUAAACAACCGCUAAAAUUAUUAUUGAGAAAAGAAAAUAUUUUACAAGAUUUUGAUUCUCAUUAUCAACAAUCGAUAGAAAAAGCAUCAGAUGGAUUUCUUCAAAGUUUGAAAGAUUUCUUAACUCCUUCAAUUGAAAAUUAUUCAAGUAAUAUUAAAAGAAAUUGUAUAGAUGAUUUUGGAAAACAUCAAAAUUUAAAUAAAAUUGAUUUGAAUCAAAUAACACAAACAAGUCGUUCAUAUUCACAAAAUGAAUUUCAACAUUCAGAAUAUUCACGACGUGAAAAUAAUAAUUUAUGUGAAUAUAUUCCAUCAUCAAAUAUGAUUCGUUAUCAAACUCUUCUUCAUAAUAUUCCACUUUAUAUUGAUGAAAAUGUUAUUGUAACAGAUCGAAUGAUUGAACAAGGAAAACAAUUAGCUUAUUUAUUAUCUCUUCUUGCAAAAGAAGUAUUUCAUAUGUCACAAUCAGUUGUUCAUCUCUUUCGUGAUAUCAAUAGUGCACGUAUUGCUUUUAAUAAUAAAGGUGCAUUAUUUUUUAAUCUUCGUUAUUUUGAACAAGUUUUUGUUAAUGAUCCAGAAUUUAAUCUUGAAAAUGAUUCAAUUGUUCGUACAUUAAUUAAUUUUUAUUUUCUUAUUUUUUGUCAUGAGUUAAGUCAUAAUAUUCAUUUAAGUCAUGAUAUAGAUUUUAUUCAUUGUUUUGAAAGAGUUAUUGUUAAAUUUAUGAAUGAAAAGGAAUUAUUUGUAUCAAAAUUUUCUUUUACUUCGAAAGUAAACUAA
Molecule: messenger RNA, 4722 nt
Organism: Adineta steineri
Lineage: Eukaryota; Metazoa; Rotifera; Eurotatoria; Adinetida; Adinetidae
Source: the annotation of a GenBank genome assembly